CCAAAUGCAUCCGUAUCUCGAAAACGCGCUCUGAGACCUCCGGAACCACCCUCAUUUUCGUCAGUUAUCCGGGGCAAUGAUCUUAAAGAGCCAGAAAAUAAAAAUCCGCGCAUGUCCUCUAAAGUUCCAAAAUCUAGCUCCUCCGACCCGGACUACAUUCCUAUCUUCUUAGAACCUGCCGUUAUAUCUAAACCCGAGACAAAAGUUAGCCACCCUGAACUCGUAGAAGAAGACGAGGACUUAGGAUGUGUCGGGGAAGAUGAUAUAACAGAGUCGACUGUGCGUAAAAUGACCGUCCUUCUGGAAAAACGCAUUCUAGCCAACCAGGAAGCACGCACUAAAUUCCCGGAUCAACCUACCAAGUUUAUGGAAUCAGAAAUUGAGCUUCAGGAAACGCUGGAAAGCAUGCAGAUUCUAGCAGCAAAGCCGAGUCUUUACAACGUCCUCGCGGCACAGGUGCGCCCCAUCCACUUGUUGCUCAACCUUCUAUCGCAUGAAAAUACAGACAUAAGUGUAAACAUCGUCGAUUUGCUCAAUGAACUCCUCAAGCCGGAUGGCCUGAGAGAAGCUGGCGCUGAAGCCGUGAACCCGCUAAUCGACCUCCUCUUCUCAAACCAACUGGUCCAUCUCCUAACCCAGAAUCUGGCCCGACUUGAUGAAUCCGUAAAGGACGAGGCUGAGGGUGUCCAUACUACCCUCGGGAUAAUCGAAAGCCUCUUGGAUGUGCGACCCGAUCUUGCUGUGCAAAUCGCACAACAGGGUAUCUUUGCCUGGAUCCUCCGCCGCAUCCAACGACGCACCUUUGACAAAAACAAGCUCUACGUCUCCGAGGUGCUUGCAAUCCUGCUCCAGGUUGAUGACGCUAACAAAACGCGUCUGGGUGAAAUGGAUGGCAUUGAUAUCCUCCUCCAACAACUGGCCGUCUACAAACGACACGAUCCAUCCACUCGCGAGGAGGCCGAAAUGAUGUACAAUCUGUUUGACUGUCUGUGUAGUUCGUUGAUGCUGGCUGGCAAUAAGGACAAAUUCCUGAAGGGUGAAGGUGUCCAACUAAUGAACCUCAUGUUGCGCGAGAGGCACGCUGCGAGGGAUUGUGCCCUUAAAGUACUCGACUACGCCCUGUCUGUCGUAUCCUCCCCAGCCACUUCGAAUGCCGAGGAAGGAAUUCAAAAGCGGAAGCCGUGGGAGGGUUCGAGGCUGCCGUAUCUUCCACCGACAUUUGCUGUGGGUUACGGCUACCUGCACCUGUGGAAGCUGACGCCUAUGCUGGCUUGA
Messenger RNA from Dibothriocephalus latus, 1275 nucleotides. The record is from the annotation of a GenBank genome assembly. NCBI's taxonomy places the organism in Eukaryota, Metazoa, Platyhelminthes, Cestoda, Diphyllobothriidea, Diphyllobothriidae.